UUAUAUAAGAUGGGUCACUCCGAUCCCCGAAAGGUGUUGUUUGCCAUGAAAGCUGGGUUAUCCUUAGCUCUCGUGUCGCUAGCUGUAUAUAUUCAGGAUCAUUCUCCCUUUAACAAGCUUACGCGGUACUCAGUUUGGGCCAUUCUCACGGUCGUUGUGGUUUUUGAAUUCAGCGUUGGUGCAACCCUUACCAAAGGAUUUAAUCGUGCUUUAGGAACAUUCUCUGCAGGAGGGCUUGCUCUGGGUAUUGCACGAUUAUCCGUAUUAGCUGGAAGUUAUAAUGAGCUUGUUAUCACAGUCAAUCUGUUCAUAGCAGGGUUUUUUAUAACCUAUGUCAAACAGUACCCUGCAAUGAAGUCAUACGAAUAUGGAUUUCGUGUUUUUUUGUUGACGUUUUGCAUUGUACUGAUAUCUGGGAGAAGGACAUCAGAAUUCUUUUUCACAGCUGCGUCCAGAUUAGUUUUUAUUGCUCUAGGUGCUGGCAUAAGUCUUUUUGUAAAUAUUUUAAUAUGCCCCAUCUGGUCCGGGGAGGAUCUGCACAAAUUGGUGGUAAAACAUUUCAAUGGUGUUGCUAAGUCUUUAGAAGGUUGUGUAAAUGGUUACCUGCAAUGUUUUGAGUACGAGAGGAUCCCUUCAAAAAUUCUUAUUCAUCAAGCCUCUGAUGACCCUCUUUACAGUGGUUAUAGGUCAGCAGUACAAUCGGCAAGUCAAGAGGAGUCUCUGUUAGAAUUUGCGUUAUGGGAACCACCUCACGGCCCAUACAAAACGUUCAGCUAUCCUUGGAGAAAUUAUGUGCAACUCAGUGGAGCUUUAAGGCAUUGUGCUCUCAUGGUCAUGGCAAUGCAUGGGUGCAUACUUUCAGAAAUACAGGCAGCGCCUGAAAAGAGGCAAGUUUUUCGCGAAGAGCUUCAAAAGGUUGGGAUUGAAGGAACAAAAGUACUACGUUUACUUGGAAACAAAGUUCAAAAGAUGGAAAAGCUGAGGGGGAGAAGCAUACUGUUUGAAGUGCACGAGGCAGCCAAGCAAUUGCAAAUAAAGAUCGAUCAAAAAUCAUUCCUUCUAGUCAAUUCAAAGAGCUGGGCAGCUGCAAAACAUCCCAAUGAAUUAGAACAAACUGAGAAUUUGGUGCAGGAUAACAUGCCACCACAAAGUGAGGCAAGGGAUAGUUCAGAAGACUCUUGCAUCCGGAAAUGGAGUUCUGUGGGUAAUGUCGGGAAAAUGGGAUCAUGGCCUUUUCUACCAUUUGAUGCAGAUGCCAUGAAUGUGAUGGAUGAGCAAAAUUCUGAGGUAUAUGAAAGCGCGAGCUCCUUGUCUUUAGCAACAUUUGCUUCACUUUUAAUUGAGUUCGUUGCAAGGCUUCAGAAUCUUGUAGAUGAGUUUGAAGAAUUGAGUGAGAAAGCAAACUUCAAAGAUUCCUCAGGCUAG
This is a messenger RNA of Neltuma alba, 1425 nucleotides long. RefSeq names its product aluminum-activated malate transporter 4-like. The transcript is spliced from 6 exons. Gene Ontology annotation, biological process: malate transport. NCBI's taxonomy places the organism in Eukaryota, Viridiplantae, Streptophyta, Magnoliopsida, Fabales, Fabaceae. Bases 10 to 1425 code for a protein of 471 amino acids. The record is from RefSeq and is a predicted model, not a curated record.